Megalops cyprinoides (Indo-Pacific tarpon) is the source of this 2230-nucleotide messenger RNA. RefSeq lists its product as uncharacterized. Gene Ontology annotation, biological process: DNA integration. The record is from RefSeq and is a predicted model, not a curated record. NCBI's taxonomy places the organism in Eukaryota, Metazoa, Chordata, Actinopteri, Elopiformes, Megalopidae. The transcript is spliced from 2 exons. Gene Ontology annotation, molecular function: nucleic acid binding. Bases 225 to 2042 code for a protein of 605 amino acids.
GUCCGGUUCGUUUACUUUUAAAAUUAGAACAAAAUCCAACAAUUGGCGAGCCAGCCAGGAGGAGCUGAUACGAGAGAAACUCACCGACACAUCUACGAAGUGGAACAAUUCAGCAGAAGAAUCGUGGAGAUUUUUCCGGUUGAACUUUCCAGUCGAAGAUCGGCAAGACAAGAGUCUGCGGGUCCGCAAACAUCGCAAAGACCUUAACUCGGGAAUCUGUUGUCAUGGCUGCUGAGUUGCCGUCGGCUGCGCAGAUCCGUGUUCAUGGGGCUGGGCCAUUGAAACCUACGACAGAACGUCACGGAACAGCUCCUCCAAGCACAACCAUCGAUCAGAUGAUGGACAGCCUAAAUUCAUACUUGGAAAAACGGCUUGGAUUAAGGAAAUGCAAUGACGACAUCCAACGGAAAUACAACAUUAAACCCUCCGAGGACAGACUCUGGACCUUGCCGGACAUCAAAAAGGCCUGGGGAAAGACACAGCGCAUGUUCGCAAGCAGCAGACGAGACGGAUGGUCUGUUAUUUUGUGCAAACAAAUUCGACAACAUCUGGAAAAGUGUGAGAUUGAUAGACUGAAACGUGAAAUCACUGCGGAAAAUGCAAAAGUUAAAGCAUUAGCCUCUCAAUUACAGGAAGAGAAAAAGGAAAAAGAGAGACUAUUAGCUGAAAAUAAAAAAUGGCUAGAUCUAAUCUCCAAACAGCUACAAUCAAAAGACUGUGAUAAAGCAGCAGCCUCUUCCAAUACACAUGAAGGAGGUGCUAAGCAAAGGAGACCAGAACUGCUCUACCCAUUCAAAGAGCUGAGAGCCAUUGAGGAACAACAACACCGUCAUUUACUGGAGGAAUUGCCACAUGACCAUGGUAGCAGCUCAGACGGUGAGGAAUUGUCCAAUGACACACCUGCUGCUGCACUUGUGACAAAGGACAGCAGUGCACAGGUCAAAUCUACCUCCACAACAAGCACAAAGGUUAGGCUUGCUCCUGUCGUAAUCAAACACCGUAGAACUGAAGUGGAAGUUCAAAGUGAAGAGGAGUUUGAGGAGGAUGGCCAGAGACGGACUCGUAUUGUGACAAAGAAGGUCAAAAGAUACCUCCCAUGUAAGACUUACCAACCAGCCACACCAGAACAAAUUGAUAAAUGGUCCAAGGAAUUACCAGACGCAUAUAAACAGCCGCGCAAGGCAUGGCAAGUUCUUGAACGCUUACGAAAAAUUUACACUCUACACCCACUGGAUGCUGCUAUGAUCCUCAAUGUAAACUUAAGGGACAGCGAUCAAAAUAAGCUGACUGAAAGUGUAGAGACAAGGGCAGGGGAGUCUCAAGACAAUGUUGAUGCAGGAUGGGAGGCCGUACGAACCUUUUUAUAUGAACUUAAACCUGCAGAAGUCAAUUGGGCCAAAAUCACUUCAUGCACACAGAAAGCAGGAGAGAGUGUUGCAGAAUAUGAGGAACGCUUUAAGCAGAUUUGGCUGGAACAUGCUGGUCUGAACAACGACGAUAUAGGCAAGGAUACUGGCAUGCCUUUAAAAACUUCAUUUGUGAAUGGACUAAAGCCAGAGUUAUCCAAAGCCCUUAAAGUCCGUUAUGAUGACUGGGAUGGUGUUGGGACAGCUUUCAAUCAGGUUGUGGAAUGGUCAGCGAGGAUUGAAAGAACACAGGACGCCAAACUCAGAGCCUUACAAACUAACGCUCUGAAAUACAACAAUCCUGGAACCAGAAUUAAGACCCCUGCUGGGGGAACACCAGCCCCACCAGGUCCAUUCCGACACCUUCAGUUGGACUACAUAACCCUGCCUAAGUGUGGGAGGUUUCAGGAUGUGCUUGUAGAUAAAUUCUCCAGAUGGGUGGAAGCAUUCCCAACUAAACAUGGAACGGCAGCCCACACAGCCAAAACACUGGUGAAGGACAUCAUUCCUCGAUGGGGCCUGCCAGAAUGCACAGACUCAGACCAAGGAACACAUUUCACAAUGUGUCGCAUGAUAAAUACAAGAAAUUACAUUGUCCUUACAGACCACAAGCUUCAGGUCGAACACAAAGAAUGAAUCGUCAUCACAGAUCAUCUGUCCAAGCUCCACCAGGAAGGAAUCCCUUGGAAACUGGACUAAACCUUUUGAAUUAUCACAUCAUCAUCAGUCAUCACAGGCCGGCCCAUGCCCCAACCCGGAACAAUGGAUCUGCACAAAGCCGACGUGCAUUUAAUUUCUGACAGCCUGAUCCGGUACUGCGAAAA